CCGGUUUGUUUUGAUUGAAUAAUAGUGACAAAAGUUGUAUAUCAAUUUAGUAGCAAUAAACAAUCGGUCAUUAGUUUUUUGUUCAAAAUGAUACGGAACACUGUUUUCGCACUUGCGAAAAAUAUUCGAUCACUAUCUGCCAUAACCGUGGAAACUGUUCCUUGUGCUUCAGAAUACAUCCAAACAUUCGCAUCACCACCAGUACUUCGACAACAAAUUCGCUGUUAUGCCAAAAGUAAGGACAGGAAAAAAGGAAAGAAGGACACUCCCGUGAAGGUUCACAUCAAUGAAGAGCAGUUGGCCGAGGUGAUAAAUUUGAGUGUUCUUCGGGCACAAAUGGAAAAGGGUAUCAGUACCAUGAAGGAAGAUUACAUAAAGAAUCUCUCGCUCCGCUCGGCAACUGGUGCUAUUGAAACGUUAAAAGUUGGAUACGAAGGGAAAGAUUAUCAGUUACAGGAAUUGGGCCAAAUAGUGAGGAAAAAUCCCAAAACCGUUGUGGUGAAUUUGAUAUCAUUUCCGCAAACAAUACCGGCGGUUUUGCAAGCCAUUCAAAAAAGCGGCAUGAAUCUGAACCCACAACAGGACGGAACGACGCUGUACAUACCGGUACCGAAAGUUACCCGAGAGCAUCGCGAGGGAUUGGCAAAAAAUGCCAAGUCGUUAUUCAUAAAAUGCCGGGAUACGAUUAAAGACGUGCAGAACCAAACUAUCAAGAAACUAAAAAAGCAAACUGAUAUCUCGGAGGAUUUGAACUUUCAAGUACAAGCUCAAAUCACUGCAAUUGCCAACGAAUAUAUUAAGGAAGCAGAGAAAAUGUUGGAAACAAAACAAGCCGAAUUGAUAGGAGAUAAACCUUGAAACGUAAACCAGAUUCAGUUAAUAAAUGUCGAAUAAAUUCUAAACAUUCAACUUUAAAA
This is a messenger RNA of Malaya genurostris, 917 nucleotides long. It is a transcript of the gene mRRF1, whose product is annotated as ribosome-recycling factor, mitochondrial. Gene Ontology annotation, molecular function: ribosomal large subunit binding. The record is from RefSeq and is a predicted model, not a curated record. Gene Ontology annotation, biological process: translation. Lineage: Eukaryota; Metazoa; Arthropoda; Insecta; Diptera; Culicidae. The transcript has a single exon. Gene Ontology annotation, cellular component: mitochondrion. Bases 88 to 858 code for a protein of 256 amino acids.